AUGGUACAAUCAUUUAUCCUACUACUUCUUUUCCUUGCGCUUGCCCAUGGCGACCAUAGAUCAGGACAACGCUGGGCAAGAACUGCUCGAUCUUUCAAAUUGGGCGUAAUCAAAAGUGUGACCAACAGUGGGCCAAAUGAUUGGCUUGGAAAUUGGGAUUGGGCCAUCGAUUCCUGGAGUCAAUCCAAAGUAUUGGAUCUUGUAACGGUUCGAGGCGCAACUGACUAUCAGACACGGCUUGAUUGUCCCGCGAGGGAAGGCUACAUUCGCGUUUGCAACAACGACUAUGGCCGAACGAGUUGGCGAGGAAUGGCUCGAUGGAGUUUUCAACUCUACGAUGGGAAACCUGGUCUAAUUUAUCAGUGUACCGUUAGACUAAAUGAUCGAACGGAUACCGAUUAUGAAAGAAAGUGGUUGGGCCAUGAGAUUGGACACUGCUUGGGACUAGACCAUACCAGUACCAGUGGCCAGUCGGAUAAUAGCGUCAUGGAUUAUUCGGUAGCACCCACAAGCAUUGGUCCCAGUCCAAAAGACCUUGCCGUCUUGGAAAGUGUGUAUUCGGAUAUCGAUUGGUUUGAUUCGGCAGCCCGUCUGGAUCCACUGACGUGCCCGCCCUCCAAGUUGGCCCAAGUCGCAGCCGCCUGUUCUUGCAACGGACCGUCCCCUGGAUUUGCAUGGUUCAAUGAACAAGAAUAUCUCACAUGUGUGGGUUUCAUUGUCGAGGAUACUGGUUGCAACAAACAAGACGUAGUUGACCUUGCCAAAUGCAUCCCAUUUGAUCUUCCAACAGAAGAUGAUUCACCACCACCACCACCCACCAGCCAACCACCGACCAUAAGUCCAACCAGGAGACCGACACCGGUCCCCACCAGGGCUCCCAUCACAAUCGAGCCAUCCGAAGUGCCAUCCGACAAACCAAUCAUUCGCCAGCCAGGAGAAAGAUCUCCGUCUACUGGCAAUGGCAAUGAUCCCACGUCCGAACCCAGUGACUUUCCCACACGCAGGCCAUCCCCAUUACCGACUGACGUUCCUACUGCCAACCCCACUUCCAAGAGUAGCGACUCUUGUUCUCCCAUCUUGUUGUCCCGACUGGCCCAAGAGUGCGAUUGUUUUGGUCCACGGAACCAAGUACAAGUCCCUUGGGCAGUCGAGGAUGAAUAUCUGCAAUGCGUCGACUUUGCCGCAAAAAAUACACCCUGCCCCGUCCAAGCCUUGAUUGAUUUUGCUGGUUGCUUGCCUUUUCCAAACCCAACACCAACACCGACGUUGACACCGACCAUUCCAGGCAGCGCCGAGAGACUAUCGACCUCAUCUCCUUCGGUGAAUGUCGAUGAUGUGCUGAUCUCGCCACCAACGGUUGUGAUUGACGUCACUCCUGUCAUUAAUACCAAUCCUCCAACAAAUCCUCCAACCCGAGGACCCAUAUUUCCUCCCACGACCCAAGCACCAACAACGCUUUCUCCCACCACCCAAUCUCCCACCACCAAGAAUAAUAUUAAUCCAGCUGCCGAGUGCAGCAGUGCCGAAGUGGCCCGAGUCUCCUCGGAAUGCAAUUGCAGUGGCCGCCAGAACCAAAAGCCUUGGAAGCAUCAACGUGACUAUGAGCGUUGCGUCAAAAAGGCCUUGGAGCAGAGUCCAGCAGCAUGCACCUUGGAAUCCUUUCUGGAUGCCACUCGUUGUGUGAUAUUUCCUGAACGAAAUGGCGGCGGUGACGAUUCCAACAAGAAAAAGAAGAAGAGGACCAAGAAGAACUUGGUUUCUGCUCCCACCGCCCCCAAUGGCGGCAAUAGCAGCAGCAACAAUAACAGCAAUCCAGCAGGUCCUGUUUGCAGUCAAUACAGCAAUGAAAAUGGCUGCAAGACUGGAAAGUGCAAAUGGUCCAAGAAAGAGAAUCAAUGUCAAAGCAAGAACAGUCGUCGUCACCGGCAGUUGUUUUACAAAGACGAUCAAUAUCAAUAUCAUUCCAAUAUGAUCCCAAAGGAAGAAACCAAAGAGCAACAUACACUUCGUGCUUCCUUUGGUCAAGUGUACAACAGUGUUACCAUUGAUGAAAGCGACAAAUGCCAUUAUGAUCGGGAAUCCUUUGGGGUACCUCCCGAAGCCACCUUGGUGAUUUCAACUCCGAACUCUUGCCGGUAUGCCAUAUUGCAAUCUGGCGGAACGAAGGUCGAUGUGAUCGAAGUCUUGUUGUAG
Cylindrotheca closterium is the source of this 2193-nucleotide messenger RNA. Lineage: Eukaryota; Bacillariophyta; Bacillariophyceae; Bacillariales; Bacillariaceae. The record is from the annotation of a GenBank genome assembly.